UGGGCCAAAGGGGCAAACAGGAAGUGAUGGAGUGUGGAGUCAUUUAUAGGGAGAAGACCUGGAAUGGUCCAAGUGUGAGCCAGUACAGAGGGGUGUACGGGAGUAUCUUAAAGUUGCUCUUUUGAGAAGCUUUUGUUUAGCUGGUAACAUUUCAUUUCUGGUUUUCUAGUUGAUUUGUUGUGUGGUGAUGUAGCCAGAGAUGUGUUUGAUGGUUGAGAUAACAUAAUGGUGUUUAAUUGAUUGUCAAUUAACUUUGGUUUGUCUUGUAGGAGGGGCUUCUGGUAUAAAGGAAGGAGGCAGAGGCCCCUGGAGAGAACAGCUUGGGCCUGGAAGUGCACAUGUGCUGGAGCCCAAUAGUCAGGGCUGAUAUAGGUUUUGCUUUGUUUUGUGUAAUCUCAGUUUGUAAUGAUAAUUUGAAUAGUAUAUACUUAGUUUUCUCGUUGUUUGUUUUUGUUAAUUUUUGAUAUAUUUUUACAAUACCUCACUUGCACAACUGCACUUUCCACGCAUCUGGUUUAAAAAUAAAUUGAAGCACCAGGUGAAGAACUCAUGUCCAUGUCUCCUCCUUCCACCAUGGGGCUAAACCUUACAUGUGGUGUCAGAAGUUAAAACAAGCUGGGGAAUGCCUCCCAAAAAGCUCCAACAGCAGCAGAUUGAAGUUGAAGAGGAGGAAGUGGCGACAGGAGAUGACGAUGGCUCCCAGUCAGGAGAAAACCCUGGUACGUCUGUUGCGUCUAGUCUUGUCUCCUUGGCCAAGAUGUUUGAGAGUUUCAUGCAACUGCAAAUGGACAGAGAUAAAAGACAAGAAAAGGAAGCUGCAAAACAGGAACAGAAAUACAGUGUGCUGAAUCAUCAAGUCACACAACUUCAGUUGGACCUUGAGGCUGCCAGGGGUGGCCAUCAACCAACAGCUGGGGCACUAAAAGGAGAGCCUAAGCUGCAACGACUUUGAUGACAUUGAACAUUUCAUCACGACUUUUGAGAGGUUGGCUGGGGUCUACAACUGGCCACAGCAAGAGUGGGCCAUACGACUGAUCCCACUGUUGACGGGUAAGGCCAGAGGGGCCUUUGUGGCAAUGAACCCAGCAGAUACAACGAAUUAUGGCUUGUUGAAAGCUGCAGUGCUGAAAAAGUAUGAAAUCAAUAGAGAAACUUACCGUCAACGAUUCCGCUCUUAUGACACACCAGCUGAGGAGUCCCCCCAAGAACUGUAUACCCGACUCAAAGACUCUUUUUGCAAAUGGGUCCAGUACGACACCUGCAGUAAAGAGGAAAUGAUGGAGAAAAUGGUCCUGGAGCAGUAUUUGAAGAUGCUUUAUCCAGAAGCGAAAGCCUGGGUCAAGGAGCGUGAUCCAACCACUGCUGCAAUGGCUGCUAAACUAGUGGAUGCCUAUGUGUCUGCUCACAAGGGACCAGGAUUUUACCGCUACGCAGGACAACGCAGACUCCAAGGGGGAGGGGCUUCUGGUAUAAAGGAAGGAGGCAGAGGCCCCUGGAGAGAACAGCUUGGGCCUGGAAGUGCACAUGUGCUGGAGCCCAAUAGUCAGGGCUGAUAUAGGUUUUGCUUUGUUUUGUGUAAUCUCAGUUUGUAAUGAUAAUUUGAAUAGUAUAUACUUAGUUUUCUCGUUGUUUGUUUUUGUUAAUUUUUGAUAUAUUUUUACAAUACCUCACUUGCACAACUGCACUUUCCACGCAUCUGGUUUAAAAAUAAAUUGAAGCACCAGGUGAAGAACUCAUGUCCAUGUCUCCUCCUUCCACCAUGGGGCUAAACCUUACACUUA
Messenger RNA from Micropterus salmoides (largemouth bass), 1781 nucleotides. RefSeq names its product zinc finger protein 446-like. Lineage: Eukaryota; Metazoa; Chordata; Actinopteri; Centrarchiformes; Centrarchidae. Bases 1077 to 1553 code for a protein of 158 amino acids. The record is from RefSeq and is a predicted model, not a curated record. The transcript has 2 exons.